UAUGUGGCGCUCGGGGUCGGUUGCGAAGAGGCUGUUUAGGCCGGCCGGGAGAGAGCCAGUGCGGGAGAGGAAGGAGAAGAGGGUUUGUGGGGGGGAGGGGGAAAAAAAAAAUUAGUGCAGCAUCCGACCAAUUUCAGGAACAAUCUGCAGAAAAUAAGGCAACCUGUGAAUUUAUUCUGAAACAUUGAUGGGAUUCUCCUUCAGAUCCAAAUUACUGUCCAGGAUUGUGACUGUAAGUUAGCACAAGUGCUGCGACAGGAAAUCCCCCUCAGCAACAGUCGACUUCUGAGCAGCAAGAGCCUCCCAACUUUGACAAAGCAGAAACCCAGCCAACAGAAGUGGUGGACAAGCAAACACCAAUCAACGGUGGUCCAGCCCACAAAGAGGAGGCAGAAAAGGAGCAGCCUUCAGGCAGCAAAGGAUUGUCACGCUUCCUACCUGGCUGGUUCAAGAGACCCAAAUCUCAGAUUUCAGAAGAAGAGAGUGGAAAAGAGAUUGGUGUAGCUUUUGCAGACGAUAACACCGUACCACUACAACAGCAACUGAAUUCAGUAGAGCAAACAGAAGAAAGGGAACAAGGGGCUCCUAUUGCUGAUCAAGAGUUGGAUGAUAAUAUUGAAGAAGAAGCCACUUUAGAUUUACAUUCCCUGAGCAGUGCUGAAACACAGCCAGCACAAGAAGAGAAAGAAGAUCUUGUUCCAGAAAAGGAUCCAGUGAUUAAGGAUGAAGUAAAGCUAGAAACCCCCGAAGAGAAACAAGGUGAAAGUACAGAGCUAAAAACAAGCAAGGUUUUGAAACUGCCUCCUAAGGUUACUAAAAACCCCAAAACCAUGCGCUGCAAGGUGACUCUGUUGGAUGAAACGGAAUUUCAGUGCGAUGUUGAGAGACAUUCCAAGGGACAUGAGCUCUUUACCAAAGUGUGCCAACACCUUAAUCUUCUGGAGAAAGACUACUUUGGUCUGGCCAUUUGGGAUUCAACAAACCAGAGAAGUUGGUUAGAUCUCACCAAAGAGAUUAAGAAGCAGUUACAAGGUGGACCUUGGGAUUUUACGUUCAAUGUGAAGUUUUACCCACCUGAUCCUGCGCAGCUGACUGAAGACAUAACAAGGUACUACUUGUGUCUUCAGCUGCGUCAGGACAUCAUUACUGGAUGUCUGCCAUGUUCAUUUGUCACCCUUGCUCUGUUGGGAUCAUACACUGUUCAGUCAGAGCUGGGUGAAUAUGACCCAGAGUUACAUGGAACUGAUUAUCUUAGUGAGUUUAAGUUGGCCCCAAAUCAAACAAAAGAAUUGGAAGAGAAAAUUAUAGAGCUUCAUAAAACACACAGAGCUAUGACUCCUGCACAAGCAGAUCUGCAAUUCUUGGAGAAUGCAAAGAAACUUUCAAUGUAUGGUGUGGACUUUCAUCCUGCUAAGGACUUAGAAGGAGUAGACAUCAUGCUUGGUGUAUGUUCAGGUGGCCUUCUUGUAUACAAAGACAGGCUCAGAAUAAAUCGCUUUGCCUGGCCUAAAGUUCUCAAGAUCUCAUACAAACGCAGCAGCUUCUUCAUUAAAAUUCGUCCAGGAGAGGAUCAAUGCGAAAGCACCAUUGGGUUCAAACUGCCCAAUUACCGAGCUGCCAAAAAGUUGUGGAAGGUAUGCGUGGAAAACCAUACCUUUUUCAGGCUAAUGACACCAGAAUCGACUGCAAAAAGCAAAUUCUUGUCCCUAGGUUCCAAAUUCCGUUAUAGUGGUCGAACACAGGUUCAGACCAGGGAAGCAAGUGCUCUGAUUGACAGACCUGCACCACGUUUUGAACGUACUGCAAGCAAACGGGCAUCCAGAAGCCUUGAUGGAGCUAAACGUAAGUUUCCAAAAACUUCUGUUGAAUUACCAGUGGACGAGGAUCUUGAGCCCAGACGCAUUGAAGCACCCAGAGAGCAGCCAGCUGCAGUAGCUGGGACUCCAGACAGAAGCCCAAGGGCAGUUACUACCUCUGCACCAACCAUAUCUCAAAGUCAUUCAGUGGAAGCCAGCAGCCCACCCACAGUCGAGACAACAAGAGUGACUGAAUCAAAAGCAGCUAAAGAGGAAGUGAAGGUGGAGGUAAAACAAGAAGAGCGCUUAGUUGACAAAAAAAGAUCAGAACCAGUCGAGGAGGUUAAGCAGGUCAUCACACAGCAAACUGAAAUCACACCAAUUCCAACCACAGCAAAUGAAGAAUCACAGCAAAAACCUGAUGGAGAGGAAGAGGUUGUCCGAAUGCGCAAGAAGAGAUCAAAGAAAGUUGAGGGUGAAAACAUUUAUGUCAGGCAUAGCAAUUUAAUGUUGGAGGAUCUAGACAAAACCCAAGAUGAGAUAAUGAAACAUCAUGCUAGUAUUAGUGAACUGAAGCGGAGCUUUAUGGAAUCUGUACCUGAACCACGUCCUAGUGAAUGGGAUAAACGGCUCUCGGCACACUCGCCUUUUAGAACAUUGAAUAUCAAUGGACAAGUUCAGUCUGGCACAGAAGGAGCCAUGGUGAUUUCAGGCAUACACCCUGAAAAGAAGCUUGGUGGGCCAGAGAAAUUAAUAGAAGGCCUAUAUGGACAUUUGCGUACCAAUGAAAAGCCAACAAUAUUCCAAGCAACGUACUUCCCAUAUGCAACACCUGAGAAGACCCUACGUGAAGGACAGAAACAGACUCCAAAUAAAUCUGCUUUGCUUUGCUCUAUUUCACACCCUCAGCCACCACUUGUAAAGACUCAAACUGUGACCAUCUCUGACAUGCCCAACUCUGAAAAUGAAAUUGCAACAAAUGAAGUUCCUGUUGUUCACACUGAAACAAAGACGAUCACCUAUGAAGCAGCACAGGCAGAUGAUGGUAAUGGUGAUUGUGAACCUGGGGUAUUGAUGAGUGCUCAGACUAUCACAUCCGAGACCGUCUCCACCACUACAACCACUCAAAUCACAAAGACUAUUAAGGGAGGAAUUUCAGAAACCAGAAUUGAGAAACGGAUUGUAAUCACAGGAGAUACAGAUGUUGACCAUGAUCAGGCUUUGGCACAAGCUAUCAAAGAAGCCAAAGAGCAGCAUCCAGAUAUGUCAGUGACCAAGGUAGUGGUGCAUCAAGAGACAGAGGUAGCUGAGGAAUAAGGCCAG
Carcharodon carcharias (great white shark) is the source of this 3119-nucleotide messenger RNA. It is a transcript of the gene epb41a, whose product is annotated as erythrocyte membrane protein band 4.1a. The transcript is spliced from 24 exons. The record is from RefSeq and is a predicted model, not a curated record. Lineage: Eukaryota; Metazoa; Chordata; Chondrichthyes; Lamniformes; Lamnidae. The coding region runs from base 831 to 3113 and encodes 760 amino acids. Gene Ontology annotation, molecular function: actin binding; structural molecule activity. Gene Ontology annotation, biological process: cortical actin cytoskeleton organization. Gene Ontology annotation, cellular component: plasma membrane; cytoskeleton.